Messenger RNA from Hydractinia symbiolongicarpus, 1588 nucleotides. RefSeq names its product tubulin alpha-1C chain-like. Lineage: Eukaryota; Metazoa; Cnidaria; Hydrozoa; Anthoathecata; Hydractiniidae. Gene Ontology annotation, cellular component: microtubule; cytoplasm. The record is from RefSeq and is a predicted model, not a curated record. The transcript is spliced from 3 exons. Gene Ontology annotation, molecular function: structural constituent of cytoskeleton; GTP binding. The coding region runs from base 158 to 1513 and encodes 451 amino acids. Gene Ontology annotation, biological process: mitotic cell cycle; microtubule cytoskeleton organization.
AGAUGAGUAACCAUGGUUAUAGCCAAUCAAAAUCGAAGAUUAGUCGUGUUAUGUUGGAACUUUUAGGUUGACAUCGUUGUUUGUUUGUUUUGAAAACAGCGUUUAAUGUUAGAUCUACAACUAAGUCGUUACAUCUAGUGUUAGUCAAAAAUUAAAAAUGCGUGAAUGUAUUUCUGUUCAUGUCGGUCAAGCUGGUGUCCAAAUUGGAAAUGCAUGCUGGGAAUUAUACUGCUUAGAGCAUGGUAUUCAGCCUGAUGGACAGAUGCCAUCUGAUACUACCCUUGGUGGUGGAGAUGAUUCGUUUAAUACGUUCUUUAGUGAAACGGACAGUGGCAAACAUGUGCCCAGGGCUGUCUUUGUAGACCUGGAACCAAGUGUAAUUGAUGAAGUCCGUAUGGGUACAUAUCGAUCAUUGUUUCAUCCUGAACAACUGAUCUCUGGUAAAGAAGAUGCAGCAAAUAACUACGCACGUGGUCAUUACACAAUUGGAAAGGAGGCUAUCGACCCUGUUUUGGAUCGCAUUCGCAAGCUCAGCGAAGCAUGUACAGGUCUCCAGGGGUUUUUGAUUUUCCAUUCAUUUGGUGGAGGUACUGGAUCUGGGUUUUCUUCUCUACUGAUGGAAAGGCUCUCUGUUGACUAUGGAAAGAAAUCAAAGCUUGAGUUUGCAAUUUAUCCUGCUCCACAAGUAAGUACCGCCGUUGUGGAACCAUACAAUUCUAUCUUAACCACUCACACCACCUUGGAGCAUUCAGAUUGUGCAUUUAUGGUAGAUAACGAAGCCAUCUACGACAUUUGCCGCAGAAAACUUGAUAUCGAGCGACCCACUUACUCCAAUUUAAACCGACUUAUCAGUCAAAUUGUUUCAAGUAUCACCGCAUCACUUCGUUUUGAUGGCUCACUGAAUGUAGAUUUAACGGAAUUCCAAACCAACUUGGUACCAUAUCCCCGAAUUCAUUUCCCCAUGGCAACAUAUGCUCCAAUCAUUUCAGCUGAGAAAGCCCACCACGAGCAGAUCACGGUAUCAGAGAUCGCCAAUGCUUGUUUUGAACCACAAAACCAGCUUGUGAAGUGCGAUCCUCGACACGGCAAAUAUAUGUCGUGCUGUCUGUUAUUCCGUGGCGACGUGGUUCCUAAAGAAGUCAAUGUUGCCAUCGCCAAUAUCAAAACAAAACGCACCAUUCAAUUUGUAGACUGGUGUCCAACUGGCUUUAAAAUUGGAAUCAACUACCAGCCACCAACUGUUGUUCCUGGAGGAGAUUUGGCGAAAGUGUCACGAGCUGUGUGUAUGUUGAGCAACACCACUGCUAUUGCAGAAGCUUGGGCUCGUUUGGAUCAUAAAUUUGAUCUGAUGUAUGCAAAACGUGCUUUUGUCCACUGGUAUGUUGGUGAAGGUAUGGAAGAAGGAGAAUUUAGUGAAGCUAGAGAAGAUAUGGCUGCACUUGAGAAGGACUAUGAAGAGGUGGGCACAGAUAGUGUGGAUGAAGAUAAGGAUGAUGAUGGUGACGAAUAUUAAAACUGUAAUAAAAAUUUACUUUAAUUUAAUGUGUAAAAAAUUCAUUUCAAAUGAAUGUAAUGUGCUAAGAUAAGA